Fusarium oxysporum Fo47 is the source of this 855-nucleotide messenger RNA. RefSeq names its product Alpha/Beta hydrolase protein. Gene Ontology annotation, biological process: proteolysis. The record is from RefSeq and is a predicted model, not a curated record. Bases 1 to 855 code for a protein of 284 amino acids. The transcript is spliced from 5 exons. Gene Ontology annotation, molecular function: peptidase activity. Lineage: Eukaryota; Fungi; Ascomycota; Sordariomycetes; Hypocreales; Nectriaceae.
AUGGUUGAAUUCAUCACAGUAAAUGGAGCACAGCUCGCUUACGAGCUGAGCGGACCAAAAGAUGCGCCGCUAAUGAUUACUCUUCACGGCGGAAGAGGAAUGGCAGGUGAUCAUAGGUCUGACUACAAAGUAUACAGCCGUCUCAAUGAUAUGAUCCGUGUGCUUUCCUUUGACUUUCGGGGGCACGGCCAAAGUUCCCGUACAAAACCUUACACUUUCAAACAGAUCGUCGAUGAUAUUGAAGGUGUGCGACAGCAUUUCUCAGGACCCGAUGAGAAGGUUAUUAUCUGCGGUGGAAGUUUCGGGGGCUUUCUCGCGCAGGAAUAUGCCAUCAUUUAUCCCCUCAAAGUUUCACACUUGAUUCUACGAGGAACUGCAGCCUCGCAUCACCAUGAAGCGGGCGCCAUCAAGACCCUCGAAGCAAGAAUCAGCAAAGUACCCAGCUUCUCAAAAGAUAUGCUGCGAGACAAGGUCUUUGGCGCAUAUGACGACGACGAAGAUUUCAGGCUGGUUCAUUUUGCUAUGAUGCCUCUGUAUCGAGAAGAUUAUGAUGCAAAUGCCGGCUUGAGGUCUUGCCGUGAUACGGUUUAUGUCGCAGAGUCACACAACGAUCUUUAUUCCCAGAAAGAAAAGUACUUUGAUUAUGUCGACCGAUUGAGUAGUAUCAUGGCCAAGACUUUGGUCAUUGUUGGCGAACAGGACUGGAUUUGUCCACCAGGCCCAGAUAACUCGAGAUUAAUUGCUGAUCGGAUUGAUAAUGCGGAAUUGCUCGUGGUUCCCGGCGCAAACCAUAGCGUGCAUGUUGAGAAAACAGACUUGGUAAUUUCCAAGAUCAGGGAGUUUUUAGAAUUAUAG